Molecule: messenger RNA, 1783 nt
Organism: Xiphophorus maculatus (southern platyfish)
Lineage: Eukaryota; Metazoa; Chordata; Actinopteri; Cyprinodontiformes; Poeciliidae
Exons: 3
Coding region: 929-1648 (239 amino acids)
Biological process (GO): cell surface receptor signaling pathway; cellular response to lipopolysaccharide; positive regulation of T cell proliferation
Cellular component (GO): external side of plasma membrane
Source: RefSeq, a predicted model, not a curated record
AUUCUAUGUGGAUCUGUUUGUCUAUAAUUUAGAGUUAGUUGGAUAAAACCUUUUAGUUAAAUACACGUUUCUUGUGAAUAAGUGUAAAACACGACAGUUAAGUCCUGAAACCAUGUUUUCCAGUUCAUAUAUCUGUAAUAAUAACUUUUAAUCUUCUGUAACUUGUUAUUAUUUCUUGCAGCUGAAAGUUUAGUGUCUCUGGUUUGACACUUUUGUCCAACAUGUCUCAGGUUUCAAACUCAGACAGGAUUUGUCUCCAUCCUGUUCUCCACACCACGACAUGUGGAAAAUGUUCAGCAGGGAAAACUGCAGCCUGGAGAGGAUUGUCUAAAAACCUCUCUCACAUUUCGAUGCGUUUCACAAGGAUGAAGGAGUGAACUGAUGCUGGAUUCAGAGCAGACUCAGUUCACUCCUUCACACAGGAUUCACCAGAGACAAUCCUGGAUACAAACAUCUUACCUGAAGAGAAGAACUGGACCGUUGCUCAGUGGGUCAAAGUCCUGUUUUCAGAUGAAAGUAAAGUUUGUAUUUCAUUCAGAAAUGAAGGUUCCAGAGUUUGGAGGAAGAAUGAAGAGAACCAGAAACCAAGUUGAUUAAAGUCCAAAGUGAAACUGACUGGAUAGAAAUUAAAAGUCUUUUCAGAAACCUGAUAUCUCUGUUUAGGAUAUUUAUGUUUUUAUUGGUCUUAUGCAGUUUUCUAAUUGUCUGUAAAUAAUAAUCACCAAAAUUACAAGAAGGCUCAGAGAAUAUAAUCUAAAUAUUUUAUUUAGAUAUAAACAAUCUAAAUAAAAUAUUUCAUAAUAAAAGUUUCAGAAGGAGCAGAGAAUAAAAACAUGUUCUGUUGUCUGACGGCUGUAUAGUUUUAUUACCACAAGGUGGCAGUAUUGAUCUGUUUCUAAAUAAAGUUAAUUCUGUAGCAGGAAUCCAGAUGUUCCUUGUAUUGUUAGUGAUGAUGUUCCUGAUGUCCUGCUGCCUCUCCUCCUCUUCCUCUCUCAGGAUGAAGAUGAUCUCCAGGAUCCUGCUGCUCCUCAUCCUCAGCUCAUGUCUCUGUGCAGCAACAUUUGUAGUGAAUGUGACACAGAGCAGCUAUCAGGCAGAGGAGAACCACAGCAUCACUCUGGAGUGGACCUUCACCACCAAGACUCAGGGAUCCUGGAAGAAUCUGUUCAUCUACUGUGAAUUCAGAUCAUCAGUAAAGUCAGGGGUAAUAUAUCUUCAUCAUGAUGGUGAUGAGUUUCCAGAGUCUCAGGAUGAACAGUUUUCAGGACGAGUCCAGAUUGACAAAGACGUCCUCAGUGAAGGACGAAUCAGAUUAAAUGUGUCCAGACUGAGGACUGAAGACUCUGGUCAGUAUCUGUGUGACGUGAAAACUGAAGAUGGAUUCAACUCUGGAAGAUGUCGACUCAACGUUACUGCAGCUGCUGAUCAGAUCCAAACUCAGAGCCCAACUUUGACUCCAGAACCAGAACAAAGAUCGAACAUCUUCAUCAUCAUCAUCAUCUUCAUCACUGUGGGACUGACAGCAGCAGCUCUGAUGUUUCUUCUUUCUUAUUUUUUAGUGAAAUGUUUUCUACCAGCAGAUGUUUAUUUUAGUAAUGAUAAAGAGACAAGAGAGAGUUCAGUCACUUCAUCGUUAGAAACACUUUGAUCAGAAUGAGAGGAAUGUAGAUUUGUAGCAUCAACACAACAAACUCAUUUAUUUGGUUGAUUAUUUUCAGCAGCUGAAAGAUUUUAAAACUGAAACUCGACAUAAAUGAGCCUCAAUAAAGAUAAUUUAAUCUAA